Molecule: messenger RNA, 4518 nt
Organism: Lasiosphaeria miniovina
Lineage: Eukaryota; Fungi; Ascomycota; Sordariomycetes; Sordariales; Lasiosphaeriaceae
Product: ATP-binding cassette transporter protein YOR1-like protein
Exons: 4
Coding region: 1-4518 (1505 amino acids)
Biological process (GO): transmembrane transport
Cellular component (GO): membrane
Molecular function (GO): ABC-type transporter activity; ATP binding; ATP hydrolysis activity
Source: RefSeq, a predicted model, not a curated record
AUGGCAGGCACCCCGCCCGAGUCUAAGAAGGAGACCGCUGUGCCUAAUCCAGCGGCUGCUGCUGCCACUGCCCAGCCGUCCUCUGAUGAAUCUCUCGGGGGUGGAAAGGAGGCAGCACAUGUCGGACUUGAGGGUGAUGACAAAAUCGAACGACAUCCCGAGGAUGGCAAGGCCGACGAUGAAGCCGAUGACAAAAGGGCAGGCCUCAGCCGCUUAAAGAGCUAUGCCACGGCAACCAGCGUGACCAGCACAACAAGCAACCCCCAGGCCAAGCAGAAGCCAUGGUAUCAGCAGCCGAACCCCUUGCGCUGGGGCAAGAUCCCGCAGGUGCCCAAGGAGAGACAGGUGUGUCCCGAGCACACAGCUGGCUUCUUCAGCUCGUUGUUCUUUUUCUGGAUGGGCCCAUUGAUGCAGACGGGCUACAAGCGGCCGCUCGAGCUCAAUGACCUCUACAGCAUCAAUCCAGACCGGGCAGUUGAUCCGCUGACGGAAAAGAUGCGCGAAUCGUUUAAGCGGCGCGUUGUAAAUGGCGAAAAAAAUCCCCUGCUCUGGGCCAUCCAUGAGACUUUCUUCAAGCAGUUUUGGAUAGGCGGGCUUUGCAACCUCUCCUCGUCCAUAUUGAUGGUCAUGUCGCCCUACACCCUUCGCUAUCUCAUCCAGUUCUCCACCGACGCCUACAUCGCCAGUGGUCGGGGACUCCCUCCCCCGCACAUUGGAGAGGGCCUAGGCCUGGUCUUUGGCGUAACAGCCAUGCAGAUGCUCCAGAGCUUGGGAACGAAUCAGUUUAUCUACCGCGGCAUGCUCGUCGGUGGCAUGGCGAGAGCGUCUCUGAUCAGCUUGAUCUACGAGAAGUCCAUGGUCAUUUCUGGGCGUGCCAAAGCUGGAGGGGAGGAUCUCAUCUCUGACUCACCCUCGACCAUACCAGGCGAGAAAGACACCAAAGAAAAGAAGGACAGCAAAGAGAAGAAGGGUAAACGAGACGCUGCUAAACCCGCACCAGGCGUAGCUGGCGACGGCAUCGGGUGGGGCAACGGGAGAGUGGUCAACAUAAUGAGCGUCGACACUUACCGGAUAGACCAGGCCGCGGGGCUGUUCCAUAUCAUCUGGACUGCCCCUAUUGCUUGCAUCAUUACGCUUGUCAUGCUUCUCAUCAACUUGACAUACAGCGCGUUGGCGGGCUUCGCCCUUCUCGCUAUAGGAAUCCCCGUCCUCACCAACCUUAUCAAGGGCCUCUUCAUUCGCAGAAAGGCGAUCAACAAGAUCACGGAUCAGAGAGUAAGCCUGACGCAGGAAAUUCUGCAAUCAGUACGCUUCGUCAAGUUCUUUGGCUGGGAAAGCUCCUUUCUCAACAGACUGGACGAGUUUCGAAACCGUGAGAUCUUGGGUAUCCAGAUAUUGCUGGCUAUUCGCAACGCAAUAAUGGCUGUCAGCUUGUCGCUUCCCAUUCUCGCAUCCAUGCUCUCCUUUAUUACCUUCUCCCUGACUCAUCACGAUCUUGCUCCGGCCGAAGUCUUCUCUUCGCUUGCCCUGUUCAACGGGCUCAGAAUGCCUCUGAAUCUGCUUCCUAUGGUCAUCGGCCAGGUGACAGAUGCAUGGUCGUCUCUCAUGCGGAUCCAGGAGUUCUUGUUGACCGAGGAGCGCUCGGACGAAGCCACGUUUAAGCCCGAUACUCCAAGUGCGGUUGAGAUGCAUAAUGCUUCGUUUACCUGGGAGAGGACCCCGACGCAAGAGGCAGAGGCUACUGUAGGUGGUGCUUCCAAGGCAAAGCAAUCCAAGUCUUCCACUGGCGCCUCGAAGAAUGCAAAGCAGUCGUCCUCGCCCGCCGAUAGUGGAGCGGAAGACGCGAGCACGCUUGUCGAAGAACGCGAACCCUUCAAGCUUCACGACAUCAAUUUCGAAAUCGGCAGAAACGAGCUUGUUGCUGUCAUUGGCACCGUUGGCAGCGGCAAAACCUCGUUGCUUUCUGCUCUGGCUGGCGAUAUGCGACGGACGAAUGGCGAAGUCGUCCUAGGCGCCUCAAGAGCCUUUUGCCCGCAGUAUGCCUGGAUCCAGAACGCAACAUUAAGGGAUAAUAUCCUGUUCGGAAAAGAGAUGGAUACAGAAUGGUAUUCCGAGGUUAUUCGGGCUUGCGCAUUACAGCCGGAUCUAGAUAUGUUGCCGAACCACGACCUGACAGAGAUCGGUGAAAGAGGUAUCACGAUCUCGGGUGGGCAGAAGCAACGGCUGAAUAUCGCCCGCGCCAUCUACUUUGAUGCCGACAUCGUCUUGAUGGAUGACCCCCUUAGUGCCGUAGACGCCCACGUCGGCCGUCAUAUCUUUGACAACGGCAUUCUUGGCUUACUUAAGGACAAAUGCCGGAUCCUGGCCACUCACCAGCUUUGGGUCCUAAGCCGCUGUGACCGAAUUAUCUGGAUGGAAGCUGGCAAAAUCCAAGCCAUCGACACCUUCGAUAAUCUUAUGAAAAACUCGGAAGGGUUCCAGCAGCUCAUGGAUUCCACUGCAGUCGAAGAGAAGAAGGACAAAGCCGAGAUUGCCACCGUCCCGGGCGACAACGGCCAAACCAAGAAACAUAAGAAAAGCAAGGGCUUGAUGCAGUUAGAGGAGCGCGCUGUUUCAAAUGUGCCUUGGUCAGUCUACGUGUCCUAUGUCAAGGCGUCUGGCAGCAUCCUCAAUGCCCCGCUGGUUUUUUUCCUCUUGGUCAUCUCGCAGGGCGCCAAUAUUGUGACUAGCUUGUGGCUUUCGUAUUGGACGUCAGAUAAGUUCGGAUUUUCAAUGGGCACGUAUAUUGGCGUAUACGCGGCCCUCGGGGUUACACAGGCACUACUGAUGUUUGCGUUCAUGGUUUGUCUCUCUAUUGUCGGCACCACCGCCAGCAAGUCCAUGCUCCGACGCGCCAUCACGCGGGUACUGCGUGCGCCCAUGUCGUUCUUCGACACGACGCCCCUUGGCCGUAUUACCAACCGCUUCAGUCGCGACGUCGACGUCAUGGACAACACUUUGACAGACGCGUUGCGAAUGUAUUUCUUCAGCAUCGGCGGUAUUAUUUCCGUUUUUGCACUGAUUAUCUCCUUCUUUCACUACUUUGCCAUCGCGCUCGUCCCGCUGUUCGUCCUGUUCCUCUUUGCAACGAGCUACUACCGUCACUCGGCGCGAGAGGUCAAGCGCUUCGAGUCCGUCCUCCGAUCAAACGUCUUCGCCAAGUUUGGAGAGGGCUUGUCUGGAGUUGCUUGCAUCCGGGCCUACGGACUGGAGAACCGAUUCAUCGCUGAUCUACGCCGUGCCAUUGACCAAAUGGACUCUACUUACUACCUUACCUACUCAAACCAGAGGUGGCUGUCGGUGCGGCUCGACAUGAUCGGAAACGCCCUUGUCUUCACGACUGGCAUUUUGGUUGUGACAUCUCGGUUCUCCGUCUCCCCCUCAAUAGGCGGUCUGGUCUUGUCAUACAUCCUGUCCAUCGUCCAGAUGAUCCAAUUCACCAUACGUCAGCUGGCCGAGGUAGAGAACGGUAUGAAUGCUGUCGAGCGCAUCCAGUACUACGGCAACGAGCUCGAUGAAGAAGCCCCGCUCAAGACUAUUGAAGUUCGCCAAAGCUGGCCAGAAAAGGGCGAGAUUAUCUUUGACGACGUCCAGAUGCGGUACCGUCCCGGGCUUCCACUGGUAUUACAGGGGCUCAGUAUACAUAUUCGUGGCGGCGAGCGCAUCGGCAUUGUUGGGCGCACUGGAGCAGGUAAAAGCUCCAUCAUGUCGUCACUAUUCCGGCUCGUUGAGCUCUCGGGCGGCCACAUCACUAUUGAUGGGCUCGAUAUUUCUACCAUCGGUCUGCAAGAUCUGCGAUCUCGCCUCGCCAUUAUACCCCAGGACCCCACCCUUUUCCGCGGGACCAUACGCAGCAAUCUAGAUCCUUUUGGCGAACAUACAGAUCUGGAGCUGUGGGGUGCACUUCGGCAGGCCGACCUUGUCCCGGCAGAUGGCGGCCCCAAGCCAUCGCCUGCGGGAGAUCCAAGUUCGUCGGACGGCGAUGUGGUUGCAACCCGGGACCCCAGCCGCAUCCACCUUGACACGAUUGUCGAGGAAGAAGGCCUCAACUUCUCCCUCGGUCAGCGCCAGCUGAUGGCGUUGGCGCGUGCGCUAGUACGUGGUUCGCAAAUCAUUGUGUGUGACGAGGCUACAUCAAGCAUUGAUAUGGAGACGGAUGACAAGAUCCAGGCCACCAUUGCCCAUGGCUUCCGGGGAAAGACGCUCCUCUGCAUUGCGCAUCGUCUCCGCACCAUCAUUGGCUACGACCGCAUCUGCGUCAUGGACCAAGGCCGAAUCGCAGAGAUGGCCACGCCGCUCGACCUAUGGAAGAUUCCCGGGGGGAUAUUCCGGGGCAUGUGCGACCGCAGCGGUAUCCGCGUGGAGGACAUCAGAGGCGCAAAAGAGAAGAUGGGUGCUCGAGAUGCGAAACAAGAUGCCGAGGACGUCAGCGAAGGCCAGGACGAAGAAGGACAGCCAUCUGAGAAGAAAGUGGAGUAA